CUCUCUCUCUCAUCAAAAAUGAUAGCCAAAGACUUGUGUGGUCUACAUACCAUCGUACCAACACUUCAAUGGAGCUUCUGAAUUAAUUUUAGAAGAAUGGUUCCUGAGCUUUCACUCGGACAAAUCCCUCAGGAUAUAACCAAUUAACCAAAGAGUUGAGGAUAUUUCCAUCAAGUGGACUCCUUCCCCUCCUUCUCCAAAUCUCUCUAGAGAGAGAGAGAGAGAUGGAACCAGUAGCUAUGCCUUUGAGUAACAAGAGCAAUGGAGGAGGAGGAGACUAUGACGUUAUCAGAUGGUUCGAAGACGUUGCAGAGAACGCGGGUUUCGUUCAGACCCACACACUUCGCCGGAUUCUUGAACUGAAUUAUGGUGUGGAGUACUUGAAGAAAUGGUUGGGGUGCAUAAAAAAUGUACAAGACAUGGAUGCAAAUGCAUUGGAAUCACUUUACACUUCUUUGGUACCUAUUGCUUCCCAUGCAGAUUUGGAGCCUUACAUUCACAGAAUAGCUGAUGGAGACACCUCUCCUUUGCUCACUCAACAACCCAUCACUACUCUCUCCUUAAGUUCUGGAACCACAGAAGGGCGACAGAAGUAUGUUCCUUUUACUCGACACAGCGCCAUGACCACUCUUCAAAUUUUUAGGUUGGCUGCAGCUUAUAGAUCAAGGGUUUACCCAAUAAGGGAAGGAGGAAGGAUCCUAGAGUUCAUAUACAGCAGUAAACAGUUCAAAACAAAGGGUGGUUUAACAGCUGGAACAGCAACAACUCACUACUAUGCAAGUGAAGAGUUCAAGAUCAAGCAAGAACAAACAAGAUCAUUCACUUGCAGCCCAGUUGAAGUCAUUUCAAGUGGAGACUACAAACAAUCCACUUACUGUCACCUCUUUCUCGGCCUAUUCUUCUCUACUCAAGUCGAAUUCAUCACCUCAACUUUUGCAUACAGCAUAGUCCAAGCCUUCAGAUCGUUUGAAGAGGUUUGGAAAGACAUUUGCAAUGAUAUCAGAGAAGGCACUCUCAGCUCCAAAAUCACCAUACCCAAAGUGCGAAAAGCAGUCUUGGAUAUAGUCUCACCGGACCCAUGUUUGGCUUCGCGGAUUGAAGCGAUUUGCGAGGAGUUAGAAGGGGGAGACUGGUUUGGUUUGAUUCCAAAGCUAUGGCCAAAUGCAAAGUAUGUGUAUUCUAUAAUGACAGGUUCAAUGCAACCAUACUUGAAAAAGUUAAGGCACUAUGCCGGGGAUUUGGCAUUGGUGAGCGCUGAUUAUGGAUCAACAGAGAGUUGGAUUGGGGUGAAUUUAGAUCCUUCAUCUCCACCGGAGAAUGUUACUUUCGCGGUGAUGCCAAGUUUUUCAUAUUUUGAGUUCAUACCGCUGUAUCGACAGAACGAAGAUGUUAGUUCAGUAGCUGAUGACUUCAUAGAAGGUGAGAUAGGACCAUUGUCUGGAGUUAAAGUUGGACAGCAGUAUGAAAUUGUCCUAACUACUUUCACAGGGCUCUACCGGUACAGAUUAGGAGAUGUAGUAGAAGUUGCAGGAUUUUACAGAGGAACCCCUAAACUCAACUUUAUUUGCAGGAGGAAGCUAAUCCUAACAGUAAACAUAGACAAAAACACCGAAAAAGACCUCCAACAAGUAGUAGAGAGGGGCUGCCAAAUCCUGAGCAAGGCAAGAGCUGACCUAGUCGACUUCACGAGCCAUGCCAAUGUGGCAAACCAACCCGGUCACUACGUGAUUUACUGGGAGAUCAAGGAAGAUGUGGAGGACCGUGUUUUAAGCGAAUGCUGCAGAGAAAUGGACGCGGCUUUCGUGGAUCAUGGUUACGUUGUGUCGAGAAGAACUAACUCGAUUGGCCCUCUGGAGCUCUGCAUUGUGGAGAGAGGAACUUUUAAGAAGAUUUUAGAGUAUUUUAUUGGGAAUGGGGCUGCAAUGAGCCAGUUCAAGACCCCUAGGUGUACAAGCAAUCAAGUCCUUCUUAGGAUUCUCAAUGCUUGCACUAUCAAUAGGUUUCGCAGUACUGCAUACUCUUGAGAUCGAUUAUGUGGUGUGUGUGUUUGUGCUAACAAGUUUACAUUUUUUGUAACACUCUUUUAAUUUUAACACUGUUUUUAGAUGUUGUUCUAUGACGAAGGGGUGUGUGUUAGCAAGAUUACGUAAUCAUGCCUUUUGAAUAAUUGUUGUUCCAUUAUUAAGUUCCGAAAUUUCCAAUAACAUUGGUUUCGGGUUGGGAAGAUUUUAUGACAAUCAUAUUUCUCAGAGUACGAAUCAUUUGUCUUA
Molecule: messenger RNA, 2270 nt
Organism: Camellia sinensis
Lineage: Eukaryota; Viridiplantae; Streptophyta; Magnoliopsida; Ericales; Theaceae
Gene: DFL2
Product: Auxin-responsive GH3 family protein
Cellular component (GO): cytoplasm
Molecular function (GO): acid-amino acid ligase activity
Source: RefSeq, a predicted model, not a curated record